AUGUCGACCCGCAGGCAUGAUGGGGGAGGCGGGGGGGCAGACGUGUGCGUGGCCGAGCCGAGCAUCUUCAAGUCCCAGAGGAUCCCCCCCCCCGCCGAGGAGGACGGGAGGACUCCGCUGUCCCGACGGAGUAAGGGAGGGAGGAAGAGGGGGAGGAAGGACGUAAAAGGCUCCUCCAGCAAAGGUCAGGUGGGGGACCCGUGUCUCCGGUCCUCGGACUGCUCCGACGCGCUGUGCUGCGCCCGCCACUUCUGGACCCGCAUCUGCAAGCCCGUGUUGCGGGAGGGACAGGUUUGCACGCGACACCGCCGGAAGGGGAACCCCGGCCUGGAGUUGUUCCAGCGCUGCCCGUGCGGGGACGGACUCGGCUGCAGAACCCUGCGAGAGCCCGGCGCCCGGUCGUCAUCGUCGUCGUCGGCGGCUCUGCUGGCGGCGGCGGCGGCAAAGUCCCGGUUCCCCUCGUCCUCGUCCUCGUCCUCACGAGCAGAAGCUGCUUCAGAUCCGGUCCGACUCCAUUCCCCGAGACAGGAAGAGCUCUAA
This is a messenger RNA of Etheostoma cragini (Arkansas darter), 540 nucleotides long. RefSeq names its product dickkopf-related protein 1-like. The record is from RefSeq and is a predicted model, not a curated record. Lineage: Eukaryota; Metazoa; Chordata; Actinopteri; Perciformes; Percidae. Gene Ontology annotation, molecular function: receptor antagonist activity; co-receptor binding. Gene Ontology annotation, biological process: negative regulation of canonical Wnt signaling pathway. Bases 1 to 540 code for a protein of 179 amino acids. The transcript has 4 exons.